This is a messenger RNA of Funneliformis geosporum, 248 nucleotides long. The record is from the annotation of a GenBank genome assembly. NCBI's taxonomy places the organism in Eukaryota, Fungi, Glomeromycota, Glomeromycetes, Glomerales, Glomeraceae.
GUUAUCAAACCAUCAUCGAAAUUCUCUAUCCAUCAUCCUUUCAUAAUCGAAUAAACCAAGUUCAGAGUAGGGAUAAUUUCACCCAAAACUUUGAAGUGAUAACUGAUGAAGAAAGAGAUUCUUGCAAAGAUUCGACAGAAGGGGAACAAAGCGAUGUUGAUUAUAUCCAAGAUUCCCAAAAUAACAAGUAUCAAGUUGAAGAAGAAAUGAAUACAAACAUUAAUGAAGUCUGGUAUGUAAUAUUAUAA